This is a messenger RNA of Chinchilla lanigera (long-tailed chinchilla), 5103 nucleotides long. It is a transcript of the gene Adamts16, whose product is annotated as ADAM metallopeptidase with thrombospondin type 1 motif, 16. The record is from RefSeq and is a predicted model, not a curated record. Gene Ontology annotation, cellular component: extracellular matrix. Lineage: Eukaryota; Metazoa; Chordata; Mammalia; Rodentia; Chinchillidae. Gene Ontology annotation, molecular function: metalloendopeptidase activity. Gene Ontology annotation, biological process: extracellular matrix organization; proteolysis.
AUGGGAGGCUCGUUGGGCUCCACACUGCCAUCCAGGAGAGGCCCUCCUGUGGGUGGUGCGGGGCUUGUGACUUCCCUGGGGUGUGUGGGCCCCGUGCUUUCCAUCUCUGGAUGCUUGAGGGGGAGUGCACGAAAGACGGCAGGGCAGGCUCCCCACGGCUGGGCUUCCCCUCCCGCCUUCAACGUCGCUGCCUCACCCCGUCCUACACCUGCCUGCCUGACACCCACGGCGACUGUAACACCUCCCCGCACCCCGGUGCCUCCAACAGUGGAAAAGUGUCCCCUGCUCCUGCCGGCUGGAGGCCUGAGGCUGCGUGAGGCUGCGCUGGUUCCUGCUCCUCUAAAGUCCUCCCCCGAGGCGGCCCCAGGUCCCGGCAGCGCGGCUCCUGCAGCCAGGCCAGGCCAGGCCUGCGGUGACCCGGAGCCUGAGCGCGGCACCCUCUGGACGCAGGGGGAGCCCCAGGUCCUGGUGCGCGUCGCCUCCUCGCGCUCCCGGCAGGGUCGCCUGGCUGCAGCCGGGUGUCCUGCCCCACGCGAGGGUGGCGUCUGCGUGCGCAGGCCCGGGCGUCCCGCGUGCCCCGCUGGAGCGGCCCGACUGGGAGGAGAAGGCCGAGUAUGACCUGGUGUCUGCCUACGAAGUUGACCCCAGAGGAGACUACGUGUCCCACGAGAUCAUGCACCACCAGCGGCGGCGAAGAGCGGUGGCCCUGCAGGGAGGAGGGGACUUCCUGCACCUCCGGGUCAAGGGCGCCACGCACGACUUCCACAUGGAUCUGAGAGCCUCCAGCCACCUGGUGGCUCCUGGGUUCGUGGUGCAGACACUGGGAAAAGGAGGCACCAAGUCUGUGCAGACCUUCACGCCAGAGGACUUCUGCUUCUAUCAAGGCUCCUUGCGGUCUCACAGGAACUCCUCGGUGGCCCUUUCCACCUGCCAAGGUUUGUCAGGCAUGAUAAGGACAGAUGAAGCCGACUACUUCCUAAAGCCGCUCCCGCCACACCUAGCAGGGAAGCUGAACAGCUCCGGCCAGGGCGGCCCUCCCUCCCACCUGCUCUACAAGAGAUCCACAGAAAGCCGGACCCCGCAGGCCAACGAGGUCCUGAUGCUCUCUAGGCAGUGGGGACUGCCCAACCCACAGCUCCCACAAAAGCAGCACUUCUGUGGAAGGCGCAAGAAAUAUAUGCCACAGCCUCCCCGCAAUGACCUCUUCAUUCUGCCUGAUGAGUACAAAUCCUGCUUUCGACGGAAGCGCUCUCUGCUCAGAUCCCACAGAAGCGAGGAGCUGAAUGUGGAGACGCUGGUGGUGGUGGACAAGACCAUGAUGCAGAGCCACGGCCAUGAGAACAUCACCACCUACGUGCUGACCAUCCUCAACAUGGUGUCUGCAUUAUUCAAGGAUGGAACAAUAGGAGGAAACAUCAACAUUGCCAUUGUAGGCCUCAUCCUGCUGGAAGACGAACAGCCAGGGCUGGUGAUAAGUCACCAUGCAGACCACACCUUAAGCAGCUUCUGCCAGUGGCAGUCUGGACUGAUGGGGAAAGAUGGAACUCGCCAUGACCACGCCAUCUUGCUGACAGGCCUGGACAUAUGUUCAUGGAAGAAUGAGCCCUGUGACACUCUGGGAUUUGCACCCAUUAGUGGAAUGUGCAGUAAAUACCGCAGCUGCACUAUUAAUGAAGACACGGGGCUUGGCCUGGCCUUCACCAUCGCCCACGAGUCUGGGCACAACUUCGGCAUGGUCCAUGAUGGAGAAGGGAAUAUGUGCAAAAAGUCAGAGGGCAACAUCAUGUCUCCUACACUGGCAGGACGCAAUGGGGUCUUCUCCUGGUCACCCUGCAGCCGCCAGUAUCUGCACAAAUUUUUAAGCACUGCCCAAGCCACGUGCCUUGCUGACCAGCCGAAGCCCGUAAAGGAGUACAAGUACCCUGAGCAACUGCCGGGAGAGUUGUAUGACGCUAACACCCAGUGCAAGUGGCAGUUCGGCGAGAAAGCCAAGCUCUGCACGCUGGACUUUAAAAAGGACAUCUGCAAAGCCCUGUGGUGCCAUCGGAUGGGAAGAAAGUGUGAGACGAAGUUCAUGCCAGCCGCAGAGGGCACCCUGUGCGGGCAGGACAUGUGGUGCCGCGGAGGACAGUGUGUCAAACACGGGGACGAAGGCCCCAAGCCCACGCACGGCCGCUGGUCAGACUGGUCGCCUUGGUCCCCCUGCUCCAGGACCUGCGGUGGAGGGGUGUCACGCAGGGAUCGCCUCUGCUCCAACCCCAAACCGUCCCACGGAGGGAAGUUUUGUGAGGGCUCCGCACGCACCGUGAAGCUUUGCAACCGCCAGCAGUGUCCGCAGGACAGUGUGGACUUCCGCGCCGCCCAGUGUGCCGAGCACAACAGCAAGCGGUUCCGCGGGCGGCACUACAAGUGGAAGCCAUACACACAGGUGGAAGAUCAGGACUUAUGCAAACUCUACUGUAUCGCAGAAGGAUUUGAUUUCUUCUUUUCUUUGUCAAAUAAAGUGAAAGAUGGGACUCCAUGCUCGGAGGAUAGCCGUAAUGUUUGUAUAGAUGGGAUAUGUGAGAGAGUUGGCUGUGACAAUAUCCUUGGAUCUGAUGCUGCUGAGGACUCCUGCGGCGUAUGCAAGGGAAAUAAUUCAGAUUGUACGACUCACAGGGGUGUCUACAGCAAGCACCACCACACCAACCAGUAUUAUCACGUGGCCACCAUUCCUUCUGGAGCCCGCAGUGUUCGCAUCCAUGAGAUGAACGUAUCUACUUCUUACAUUUCGGUGCGCAAUGCCUUCAGAAGGUACUACCUGAAUGGACACUGGACUGUGGACUGGCCAGGAUGGUACAAGUUUUCAGGCACUGCCUUUGAAUACAGACGGUCCUAUAAGGAGCCCGAGAGCUUAACCUCUGCCGGACCAACCAACGAAACACUCAUUGUGGAGCUGCUGUUCCAGGGCAAGAACCCAGGUGUGGUCUGGGAAUUCUCACUGCUGAGGUCCGGUGCUGAGAAGAAGCCCGCAGUGCAGCCUAGGUACACGUGGGCCAUUGUGCGCUCCGAGUGCUCCGUCUCCUGUGGAGGGGGGCACAUGAUCACAAAGGGAGGCUGCUUCCGAGACCUGAGUUUCCAAGUGAACGCUUCCUUCUGCAACCCCAAGACCCGGCCUGCCACAGGACUGGUGUCCUGCAGAGUAGCCGCCUGUCCUCCCAGCUGGUCUGUGGGGAACUGGAGCACCUGCAGCCGGACGUGUGGCGGGGGCACUCAGAGCCGGCCCGUGCGGUGCACCCGCCGGGCACACUACCACUCGGAGCCCGUGGCAGCCAGCCUGUGUCCACAGCCUGCACCCUCCGGCCGGCAGGCCUGCAACCCUCAGCGCUGCCCGCCUGCGUGGAGCGCAGGGCCCUGGGCAGAGUGCUCCCAGACCUGUGGCAAGGGCUGGAGGAAGAGGAGCCUGGCCUGCAAGAGCACCGACCCCUCAGCCCGCGCCCAGCUGCUGCCGGAAGCCAUGUGCGAGGCGGAGCCCAAGCCUAGAACACACGAAGCCUGCCUCCUCCAGCGCUGCCACAAACACAGGAAGCUGCAGUGGUUGGUGUCCGCCUGGUCCCAGUGCUCCGUCACGUGCGGAAGGGGUGUCCAGAAAAGAUUCCUAAAGUGUGCCGAGAAAUACGUUUCCGGGAAGUACCGUGAGCUGGCCUCCAAGAAGUGCUCGCAUUUGCUGCAGCCCGACCUGGAGCUGGAACGCACCUGCGCCCCGUUCCCAUGCGCCCUGCGUCCCUUGCACGCUGCCACAGGCCCCCCAGGGAGCAGCUGGUUUGCCUCUCCCUGGUCUCAGUGCUCGGCCAGCUGCGGCGGUGGUGUGCAGAGGAGGACUGUACAGUGCCUGGCGGGGGCCCAGCCAGCUUCUGACUGCCCCCAACACCAGAAGCCCGAAGCCUCCCUGGCGUGCAACACCCACUUCUGCCCCAUCGCAGAGAAGAAAGGUACCUUCUGCAAAGACGCCUUCCACUGGUGCGGCCUGGUGCCACAGCAUGCAAUGUGCGGCCACAGGUUCUACGGCAAGCAGUGCUGCAGGGCUUGCUCCAAGUCCAACCUAUGAGUCAGGUUAGAGUUCCACGGCAGAGAGGAGGCCACAUGGGCUGGGAACAUCGGCACAAAGGAGCUGUGCAGCAUGCACUGGAGCUCACCCAGCAAAGAUCAGAGCCGUGAGGGGAAAACUGUGCUAGGCUCUUUGGCCCAGAGUGUGUGUUUGUGCCUGGGGGAAGCAGAUGCAUGACUGUGGCCACACCAGCACACACUCUCUUGCCCUGUGGAAGCGUAGGUCGCCCCUGCUUGAAUGUAGGGCAGGAGAGCCAUACUGCAGAGUGCACACAGCCACACUCAGCCAGGAUUGUGGUUCUGCUACACCAAGUCCAAAGGACAGCAGAAGUGGACUUGCUAAAAGCUAAAUGUCUGGUGCUUUGUAAAAAGAAGGAAAAGCCACACAAUUAGGAAAACGUGCAAAGUAGCUGCCACUAAGUAGGCCAGCCUCCUUCCCGGAAGCUUCAGAGGCCCCCGCCAUCAGGGUGGGUGAGGUGAAGGGGUUGGGGAGCCCCGGGAUGCUUUUCCAGGCUCAGCUACAAGAGCCGGGGUCCUUCUGGUUUAGGACUUCACAUGCACAGCCUGGAAAGUGAGAUCCCUGAUGAGGUGCUUCCUUCCCUGUGGGCUCAUGUGCCCGGGGAGACUUUUAUAGUUAAUGUUUUAUCUGUCUCAGUUGCUUACCAGUGAGUGUUCCUAUUUAAACCCACUCCCCGUGCUUUUCUGUCUUAAAUAGUGAGUCAGAAGUUCAGGUUACACAACUGUCACCCAGAAAAAGUCGGGGCCACCAAGCGGCUGAAGGAUCAUAGCCUUCUGCCCUGGUUUUGCUGUUGCUGUGAGGAGGGGUUCUCAGUGCUUAAUCUGUCCCAUAACUGUGGUGGGGAGGGAGGCCAGCAGCCUCCACAGAGGGCCUCCCAUCCCUCCCUGUCAUCAUGGGUGCUUAUUUCUGGUCUCCCUGUCUGAUGUGUGGCACCUUUGCAGACGGGCACCUGGAUAUUUAUAUUUGCUGAAUUUUAUAAUAAAUUUUAUAUUGUAUGA